Molecule: messenger RNA, 1502 nt
Organism: Anolis sagrei ordinatus
Lineage: Eukaryota; Metazoa; Chordata; Lepidosauria; Squamata; Anolidae
Source: RefSeq, a predicted model, not a curated record
GCUUCCCAGAAUUCCUGAGUGUUGGCCACGCUGGCUGAGGCUUCUGGGAGUUGAAGUCCAAAACCCCUGGAGCAGCCAAGAUCGGGAAGCGGGGCAAGGUCUUGAAGAUCUGUAGCAGGAAGCGGGACAGGUAUUACCAACAUAGGGUUUUCUGAUAUUAUGUUUGGAGUCAAAACCUUCCUGGCAGAGUGUUUUCAGCAGGCUGCUGCACGGCUUAAAGUGCCAGACAAGCAUUGCUCUAAGUGGGCAAAGAAAAGCAUUGCUUGCAUUCAGAGCUAUAGAACUGGCCAAAGGAAAACAGAGAGGAAAGCAUCAAGCUCUUAUCAAGCUCAGAUCAUGGGAGAAAAGGAUCUUCCAGGUGUCCUUAUCUUUGAUAUUGGAGGUGCAGUUGGUGUAUUGGAAAGUCACGUGGAGUUCCUCAAGAAACACUUCACUCUCAUCACUAUGAAGGAGUUUCAGGAAAACCAGAAAGAACUACGUGAAAAGAUUAAGUCUGUGUUUGUAUUUGAGCGCCAGCCUACCAUUGACCGGGAGCUUCUGGAAAGCCUGCCCAACUUAAAGGUGGUUGGAAACUCAGGAGUAGGAGUGAAUCAUUUGGAUUUAAAACUGAUCUCUAGCUUUGGAGUAAAAGUAACCAACACUCCACAUGCUGUUUCUGACUCAACGGCGGACAUUGGCAUGGCAUUAAUGCUGGCAUCUGCCAGAAGACUAGUAGAAGGUCAUUCCAUUGCAACAUCUCCAGAUACCACACAUUUUGCUGUGGACUGGCUAGGAGUAGAAGUCACCCGAGCGACCCUUGGCAUCAUUGGGAUGGGAAGCAUUGGAUAUAAAGUGGCAAAGAGAGCAAAAGCUUUCCACAUGAACAUUCUCUAUCACAACAGGAAUCGUAGAAAAGAGGAAGAAGAACAAGAAGUUGGUGCAACUUACUGUAAAAAUAUGGAAGACUUGCUCCAGCAGUCUGACUUUGUGAUGCUGAUUGUGAAUUUGACACCAGAGACUCAGAAGCUCAUUGGCAAAAGGCAGCUUGAGCUGAUGAAACCCACUGCUACUCUUAUCAACAUCUGCAGAGGAGCUGUAGUUGAUCAAGAUGCUUUGGUAGAAGCUCUCCAAAAAGGAACUAUUAGAGCUGCAGCUCUGGAUGUGACUUGCCCUGAACCACUGCCAAGAAACCACUUGCUGUUGAAAUUGAAGAAUGUCAUUAUAACUCCUCACAUUGGAACUGCGACUGUACAAGCCCUGCGUAUGAUGACUGAAGAAGCAGUAGAAAAUAUCCUGGCUGUUCUCAGUGACCUCCCCAUUCCCAGUGAAGUGAUCCAUAAAUGAUUUCUGCAAGAACGUGAAUAGUCAAUGCCGGAUCAGCAAAAGAAUAUUAACCUCUUAGUAACAAACAAUGUAAUAUCAUGGUUCUAAAGCAAAUGGUUUUGAUUUGUGUACUUUCCUAUUGUGAUCAAUUUAUGUAUUCAAUAAAAUUUGUUUCAAGGUUUCUGAACAUAAUAAGUACA